UAAAUACCCUCUAUCUGAGUCCAGCAUUGCGUUUGUCGUUGGCAUUGGAGAGCUCCGAACGCUCCUCGCCUCUGCCCUUCAAAAUUUUCUGAGCUUCCUUUGCCCUUCCUUUUUUCAGUCAGUACAUAGUCUGAGAAGGAGAGGAAAGGCACCUGAGGAAUAAGAGUUUGAUUAGCUUUGUGUAACAAAUGGAAUCAGGAUCUGGUGAUUGAUUAAAGACGAGAUAUGCCGUUAGUUCAGGAACUGCAAUUUGGUCUUCAGCAUAGUCAUAACAUGGAGAUUCGACAGGGUCGUUCCGUAGGAACGUUGGUACAGAACCAUGAGCCUAAUAUAGACUUAAGGGCAGUGGAUGAUAAUGAGAUGGGUUUAGGACAGGGUAUCAGUCACAGUUAUUUUCUUGUUCCGGCAAUUGACCAGGCAAUGGAUCUUCCACAUGGCCAGGAUGGUGAAUAUUAUAAUGAGUAUGAUCAAGACAGCAAGCAUGAGAACAAGGGUGAUGUGGUUGAUCAUAGAGCAUUGAAUGGUGAAAUUGGAGAAUCAAGAAUCAAUGAAGAUGAUAGUGGGGGACUCCACCAUAACAGACAAUUGGCUCUUACCUCACAGGGCGAUGAAUUGGGUUUUGCAGAGGAUAAUGAUUUGGCUGUUAUGGAGAACCAUGACAUUGACAAUAACAUGGAUCUUAUUGUCCAUCAGAACUCUGAAGUGGGUGCCAUCUCCACCCCUCAAUCUUCUGGUCUGCAGCCUCAAUUUGUGAUCACUUCUCCUAUUGUUCAAUCCCGUACAGAACUUCCUGCUCCCAUGCAAGAACUAACUGUCGGGCAAGAGUUUCCUGAUGUGAAGAGUUGUCGUCGGGCAUUGAGGGACAUGGCAAUUGCCCUGCAUUUUGAGAUACAGACAGUUAAGUCGGACAAGAAUCGUUUCACUGCCAAAUGUGCUAGUGAGGGAUGCCCGUGGCGAGUUCAUGCUGCUAAGCUUCCUGGUGUUCCCACUUUUACCAUUAGGACCAUUCAUUCAGAGCAUAAAUGCAGUGGAAUAGCUCAUCUUGGUCAUCAGCAAGCCUCUGUUCAGUGGGUUGCUUGCUCUGUUGAAGAACGCCUCAAGGAAAACCCACAUUGCAAGCCGAAAGAGAUACUUGAGGAGAUUCAUCGUGUUCAUGGUAUAACUCUGUCAUACAAGCAGGCAUGGAGAGGAAAGGAGCGUUUCAUGGCAUCUCUUCGUGGUUCAUUUGAAGAGGAUUAUCGCCUUUUGCCACAAUAUUGCAACCAAGUAAGACGAACAAAUCCGGGGAGUAUAGCAUCAGUUUGUGUCAAUCCGUUGGACAAUAGCUUCCAGCGCCUAUUUAUUUCAUACCAGGCAUCAAUCUAUGGGUUUCUGAAUGCUUGUCGGCCUCUUAUUGGACUUGAUAGGAGCUUUCUGAAAAAUAAGUACCUUGGAACCCUGCUUUUCGCUACAGGUUUUGAUGGAGAUGGGGCACUUUUCCCUUUAGCAUUUGGUGUUGUUGACGAAGAGAAUGAUGAAACCUGGAUGUGGUUUCUUUCUGAGCUGCAUAACCUUCUUGAUACUAACACUGAAAACAUGCCAAGGCUUACAAUCUUGUCCGAUAGGCGAAAGAGCAUUGUUGAUGCAGUAGAGUUGAACUUCCCAACUGCUUUUCAUGGAUUUUGCAUGCUUCAUCUUAGUGAGAGCUUCUGCAAGGAGUUCAACAAUACCCUUCUUGUCAACCUUCUCUGGGAAGCUGCCAAUGCUCUUACUGUCAUAGAAUUCGAGGCAAAACUUUUGGAGAUUGAAGAGAUAUCCCAAGAUGCUUCCUAUUGGGUACGGCGUGUCCCACCUCGCUUGUGGGCCAAUUCACACUUCGAGGGGACACGUUUCGGUAACCUGACAGCCAAUGUUGCUGAGUCACUCAACGCUUGGAUUCUUGAAGCUUCUGGGCUCCCAAUAGUUCAGAUGAUGGAGUGUAUCCGUCGGCAGCUCAUGACUUGGUUUAAUGAGCGGCGUGAAGCCAGCACACAGUGGACAUCAGUAUUGGUUCCUUCUGCUGAAAGGCAAGUCUCCGAGGCUCUUGACCGUGCACGAACCUAUCAAGUCCUCCGAGCAAAUGAAGCUGAGUUCGAAGUUAUAUCCCAUGAAGGAACCAAUAUCGUGGACAUCCGCAACCGCUGUUGCUUAUGUCGAGGGUGGCAGCUAUAUGGACUUCCAUGUUCUCAUGCUGUGGCAGCUCUCCUUUCUUGUAGGCAGAAUGUUCAUCGAUUUGCUGAGAGUUGUUUUACAGUGGCUACUUAUCGCAAUGCAUACUCUCAGACUAUACAUCCUAUUCCUGAUAAAACGCUCUGGCGGGAGAUGUCUGGAGGGCCAGAAGCUGAAGAUUCUACUGAAGACAUCAUUGUGAACCCACCUAAGUCACUGAGGCCACCCGGCCAGCCAAGAAAAAGACGAACUCAAACUGGAGAUCGUGGUCAGUCAAAACGCGUUGUGCACUGUAGCCGCUGUUGCCAGACUGGCCAUUUUAGGACGACCUGUGCCACACCUAUAUAGAUGGCCGAGUGUAGGAUUUGUGGGUAUCUUGUUCUCCCUGUAAAGAAUAGGCUCUUGGGAAGCAAAGUUGUCUGAGCAAGUAAUUAGGGAUGUCGUUUCUCUUUUGUAUUCAGAUGGAUUAGUUUUGGGGACAGAUUUACAGAUGCUGUUCAGCAACUUGGGUUGGUGCUUCAGUUGCAUAAACUACAGCUAUUUAGACCGAGUUGAUGAAAAUUUCCAUGAGGAUAUUUUGUACUUUGGAUAAGGUAGCAAACUUCAAACUGAUGGCGAAUGCACCCUGCUGGUUGGACCAGGAUAACAACAAUCUCAAACUACAUGGUGUAUUUUGUGUUAGCUUAGCCCGUUUCUAAUUACUAGUCUACCCUAUAUUUGUUUUCCUUAAGCCAGAUAGUAGAA
Sesamum indicum (sesame) is the source of this 2931-nucleotide messenger RNA. RefSeq lists its product as uncharacterized. NCBI's taxonomy places the organism in Eukaryota, Viridiplantae, Streptophyta, Magnoliopsida, Lamiales, Pedaliaceae. Gene Ontology annotation, molecular function: zinc ion binding. The record is from RefSeq and is a predicted model, not a curated record.